GCUUUGCCCAUGAACUUGAAUGAGUUCAAUGCAAAGUUUGUUGCCGCGGCCUCGGGCUCUACGCUCACUGCGUUAACAAUGACCCCGUUCGAUGUUGUCAAGACCCGUUUACAAACGCAACAACCAUUACCAGUGCGAGCCCGGCCCUUACCGAAUGUUUGCUGCCAGCCCUCCAAUGUUCAAUGCGUGCGCCAGAUGUCAACGUUUGCUCGCUCCUUCACCGCUGAGCAAAUCGUCUGUGUCUGGGAUCAUGGUGUUUUCCGAGCUGAGCCGGUUUCCGGUUUUACUGACGCGGUUCGUCACGUGUGGAGAGCCGAAGGCAUACGAGGGCUUUGGAAAGGCGUUGGAACCACCUUGGUCAUUGGAGUGCCGUCCUCUACGUGUUAUAUGCUGACUUAUGACUAUUUACUCCACUCCGCGCUGGCUCCUCUAUUACCCGCAUCGCUUGCUCCCUUAUGCUCUGGCAUCCUUGCACGCUCUACUAUUACGUCCAUCGUGUCGCCUCUCGAACUCAUUCGCACAAACCUUCAAUCAACACCCAACCAUGGCCAAAGUCCCCACACUCUUCGAUCAGUUCUCCACUCGAUACACGGCCUGGCUCGGGAGAACGGCAUCCGCUUUCUUUGGAGGGGUCUUGGUCCUACGCUCUGGCGCGAUGUCCCUUUCUCUGGGAUAUACUGGGCUGGCUACGAGUCGACUAAAAACGCGUUCCGACAACGCGGUCAAACCGGGGCAUAUGUGUCCUUCAUCAGCGGUUCACUUAGCGGCAUCUCAGCUGCCCUCUUCACUCAUCCAUUUGAUGUUCUUAAAACACGACGUCAAGCUCUGAUAAUGAGCUCAUCUACCAACUCCCAAAAGUCGAGUGUUGCUUUACUUGCGCGGAUUGUGCAAACAGAGGGAACUUCGGCACUAUUCGCCGGCUUACUACCCCGAGUCGCAAAAAUAGCCCCGGCUUGUGGUAUCAUGAUUGCUUCAUAUGAGGGACUCGGGAAGCUGUUGCUGAAAAAUUAG
Messenger RNA from Mycena indigotica, 1011 nucleotides. RefSeq lists its product as uncharacterized. The record is from RefSeq and is a predicted model, not a curated record. Gene Ontology annotation, biological process: mitochondrial transmembrane transport. The coding region runs from base 10 to 1011 and encodes 333 amino acids. NCBI's taxonomy places the organism in Eukaryota, Fungi, Basidiomycota, Agaricomycetes, Agaricales, Mycenaceae. The transcript is spliced from 4 exons.